Dibothriocephalus latus is the source of this 486-nucleotide messenger RNA. NCBI's taxonomy places the organism in Eukaryota, Metazoa, Platyhelminthes, Cestoda, Diphyllobothriidea, Diphyllobothriidae. The record is from the annotation of a GenBank genome assembly.
AUGCCCGGAGUGCACAUACACGAAAAUAAGCUGGCUGUACGACGGGGUGAUAAAUUAUCGCAGGUUGCUGCUCACACCUCUGAAACGGAUCACGAGCCUAACUUCGCAGCCGUCAAGGUGCUCACCCACACCGGAAGCAAGACGAGCCGAGAAUUGGUUGAAGCCUGGUCCACGGAUUGGAACUCAAUCAAUCGAUGUAUUGAUAUGGCCCCGGCCACCCUCUCCUGCAUCUGCCGAGUGUACACUGCUAGUGCUGAGGUGUACACCGGUGGUUAUCCGCUCCUGCAUUCGCUCCCGGCUCGACCAGGACCUGCGGGCAUGCGGGUACACAACGCUCACCGUGCUGAGCUAACUCGAUACACGCACACAUACACAGUCACCAACAGAAGCACUGGCAUCAGCACCAACAUGGACGUGCAGUCCUAUCAGGCCUUCCUUCUGCGACAAAAACGCUGGAGGAACCAGGCCAGGCUACGCUGUAGCAGC